GCAUGUCUCUAAGUGUGUCGGCUGUGCCCUCCUUCUCCUCUGCAUGUACUCCACUGAUCUAUGCGUGGUUGGGACAGAGCAUCCCCACAAGAGAAACCGAGCAGAGCUGGGAUAAACCACAAAGGGGACUUUGUUCAAAGCAAAAAAGGAAACAUAUCCAAUGAGUGAGAGCGCGGUUUUAGUUCAACUCUCCGUGGGGUUCAUUCUCUUUGUGACAGGUGUACAUGCCUCCUGCCCCAUUGAGUUGAGCCCCCCCAAGGUGGUGGUGAAACAUGGAGACCCAGUGUCAGUAAACUGCAGCACAUCAGAAAGUGCGUUCAAAGGAAUGGGCUGGGAGGCUUCACAAGGAGGCACUGGUUUUAAAAAAGUUAGCCAUUUGCUGUGGACUGUAAAGAGUCUAACAGAGUGGACUAUUGCUCCCAUGUGUUACUUCAACAGCUUAACAGAACAAUGCGACAAGGACCUAAAAGUUAUUCUUUACAGAUUUCCAGAAACCAUCAACAUCAACUCCAACAGUGGAUCCAAAAAUACAAUGAAAGAAGGAGAAAACUAUAACUUUACAUGUGAAAUCUUUGAUAUCGCACCCAUUCAAAAUCUCACUGUAAGGUGGUACAAAGGAGACAAAAUCAUCCAAACAGAAACAUUCAAUGAUGAUGACCCAAAACCUUCGAAUCAGUCAUCUGUCCUCAGCUAUACUCCAACCAGGCAAGACCAUAAUGCCACAUUCAGAUGUGAGGCAUAUAUGGACCUGGGACCUGAAGGGCCGCAGUUUAAUGUAUCUACACAGGAGUAUGACAUAGAAGUUUUCUACGGACCAGAGAAGACAUGUCCAGACACAUACACUGUACAAGAAAACUCUCCUCACAAACUUGUCUGCAGUCAAGGCUUCCCUCCACCUGAGGAAAUCUGGUACAAAGAUGGUGAGAAGGUGGACCUUCCAGAGAACCUAACAAGAACCGAGUCAGGGCUGUACUUCGUUGACGCUUCAAGCACUAACUCAAGGAUCAACUUCACAGUGAAUAUUAAUGUUCUAUAUGGACCAGAGAAGACGUGUCCAGACACAUACACUGUACAAGAAAACUCUCCUCACAAACUGGUCUGCAGUCAGGGCUUCCCUCCACCUGAGGAAUUCUGGUACAAAGAUGGUGAAGAGGUGCAUCUUCCAGAGAUCCUAACAAGAAGUGAAUCAGGGCUGUACUUGGUCAACGCUUCAAACAUUAACUCAUGGAUCAGCUUCACAGUGAAUAUCAAUGUUCUAUACCCACCAUCAGUGAUAGACGAGCUUGAAGACUCUGAGGUCCAGGUUGGUGAUACUUUAAGGCUGAAGUGCUCCUCCAGAGGCAAUCCCAUGCCUAAUUACUCCUGGAGUUAUUUAUACAUGCCAAUGCCAAAUGUGAAGAGGAUAAAUGAAGAUGGAGUGUCCUUUCUAAUUAUCCACAAUGCAACUGGAAACAACAUAGGAUCCUACACAUGCAGCGCCUCAAAUGAGGGAGGAAAUGUCUCCAAAACAGUCAAAGUCACAGUGAAAGGUGCCAAGCCAGAAUGCCCGAUUAAAAUAACUCCAGACAAGAUGGUGUUAAAAUACCAAAGCACAGUACAGCCCGUUACAUGCGAACCAUUCCCAGACUCUACAAACGUCAAGGAAAUCUACUGGAAGACUCAGCAGAACAUCACAACGUAUAACUCAAGUUGGCGUGCUGACACACAGAAAGACUGGGACCCAAGACCUGCUUGUUAUGCAAAGUUCCAGGGAAAUGAAACGUGUCAUAAACAAUUAAAAUAUAUUCUCUACAAAACGCCAGACCGUGUUUCUAUCCGUGCUGUGGACAGCUCAGCCUCAGCAGUGGAGGGCAGUGAGCUGCAGCUGCAGUGUGAGAUUUUCGGUGUUGCUCCGGCAGAAAACCUCACAGCGCGGUGGAUGUGGUACAGAGGGAACGAUACCAUCAAGGCUGUAGGAGAGAAUGUCACACAAUGCGAAAACAACCCAGGCAGAUCUCCAGUAAAUGUGUUGUGCCCCAUCAAUCUCACUGUGAAUAGAACUCACAAUGCGAUGAAGAUCCAGUGUGAGGCUCAACUGGUCGACCUGGGACCUGAAGGGCCUCAACCUUCAUCAAAAAUGAAGUCCAACUUCUUAAACAUCAACGUCUUAUAUAAACCUAUCAUAAAGCUUCCAAAUACUGUCCCAGUCUUCAGAGGUUAUCCUGAGGAGCUUUUUUGCGAGGCCGAUGGCAACCCGCCUCCAAACAUUACAUGGGACUUCAACUCAAACACAGCACGUCUUGGGUCUGAUGGCAAACUCAUUGUGUUUGAAGCUGGCCUCUACAACUGCACAGCUACUAAUUUUAAUUCCACAAAACAUGUGGUUGCAGUGUUUCUAGAAGAGGACUACCUGCCUCUAAUUGCUGGAUUUGUGGCUGUCAUAGUGGUGGCAAUAUCCGUCAUCUUCCUCUUCAUCUACUCCAUCUACUACAAGAACACCAAGAUGCGCAGAUACAAUCUUAAAAACCCAAAGCUCAACACUCACAAUGGCAACGUGGCUCACAACGGCUGGGACCUGCAGUUCCCCAUGACGAAACUGUCUUAGCAGGGCAUGUGUUGAUGGCACGGGAUGGAUAGCUGCCCACUCAAAACAAGCUGCAUCUCUCUGCCACCAAAAGUGACGCCAUUGUAAAGUAUGAAUACCACUCAGACAGUGGCCUUAAAGUGGAAAUAUCAUUUACUCCAAACAACACACUAUUGUCACAUCUGUUUUCCUGCUUCUUUUAUUCUUUAAGGAAUAAUACAGUUAUGCAACUGAGCGAUCUUGGCUUGAGAUGUACAAUCAUAUCUACUGGAUUUAAUCUCUUUUCACUGGACAGAUAGAAGAGAAGGAGCGAAGACUUAAAAUUUGGCGUUUGCUUAUUAGAUAAACACUUAAGCAGUUCUGAACUCAGGACGAAUUUCAUAUCAUUAGUAUUGUAUUCAUGGCUUUGGUUUUAGAAAGUUUUUUUUAUUCACUAAAAUUGAGAUUUCUGUAUGUAGCUGUUUUAAGAAGCAGACAUAAUUUUAGUAAUAAUAUCAUUACCCAAAAAGGAUAUGCAAUAGCUUUGCUGAAUUUCUACACUAUUACUUAAGCCUGCUGUUAACCACUCUGCAAUUUAUUGCCUUCUCUCUCUGUCAGGCACUUUUGAGCUCCACACUGUGUCAGACCUUGGUCUAAUCGGACGAUAGUCUCUUGUUCUACUUUUUUAUGCUUUUGUAUUUGUGACUGCAGGCGUUACGGCCUUGACUGUAAAUACAGGAAAAUCUUUUUCAUAAAUGAGAAAAAUUUAAUAGUGAAAUUGAAAGGAAUGAAACUGUUUCUUUAAAAUAUAUACUGUACACAGGAAUGUACAUAGUGUGAAUGAUUGAGAAGUUUUGAAAUCUCACUUUUACAUGGAGAACAAAGGGACUUUGUAACCCAUUUGUGAAUACUGCUGUGAAUAUUUGAGACUUAUGUAAAACUGUAUUUUAUUGUCAAGUGUGGCUCUUUAAUUGUCAUAAAUAUUGCAGAAAUAUUCUAAAAUACCUGAUGUCUUUAAUCACAGGUAAACUUAAAUUAACAAAAGUUGCAUGAGAAAAUUGUAGACAUGUGUGUCUUCAGUUUUCCACUGCUGAAUUUAAAGCUUGCAUCAUUAGAAAAACCAGCAAGAAGCACUAUGAGUACCAUCUACAGUUGUAAAAAGGUGGGGCCAGAUAUAUUCUGUGUGGACAAAGUAAUCAUGACUAUUCACUGGGGGGAGCUUUAGCAGAAGUACUAGAUGCAGGGAAGUGGUUCUUUUGGUCUUGUUAAGAAGAUGGCAGAUCUGAGCUGUUCUGUUCAUGGCACAAAAUGAAGAUUUAAUCCUUCAUUACCCAAAGAUGUUGUACUCCAAUACUGUCACAUUAUUCUCGGCAAUUCCUGCAGUCAGGCCCAGAGUUUGCUCUCUGUACACUGGUCUGCUGCUACGAAGCAGAAGUAAAUGGGGUUGUGGCUGGCCACAAAGCAUUCUCAACCACAUCCCCACUAUGCACUUCUAAAAUAAUAUGAUAAACCAUUUUGAUGAGGGUGGAGUUGGGUGGUCAAACUGUGCCUUCAGUAGGUUGCAGAAAGAGGCUAUACUCAGUUCAGUCAUGUACAGAUUAGUUACCGGGUAACAGACUGGAUAAUAUAGAAUAGAUAUGGAAGGGGAGCAUCUGGAACUUUAAAUAAAAAGACCAUCAAUUUUGAUUUACAAUCAUAUCUACAGGCCAAUAACAGAAAAGCACAUACUCUAAGCUAUUUUUUAAGCUUUUUUUAACAGCCAUGUAGAUCAACAUAUCUAUGUUACACUUGCUAGGUCAAAUGAGAAUAGAAUUCUUACUUGUUGAUGAAAGUAAAGAGAAUUUUACAUUUAACCUACAUAGAAUUACUGAGCACUGAUUAGCUUAAUUUUUGUCAGAAAUUUGUGUAUCAAUCCAUGAAUUUUAGCUGGUUUUAAUUCUUAUGUUAGUUUACUUGUAUUUCAUUCUUUAUCUUUUUAUUUAUAUAUUUAUUGUCGUUUAUUUGUUUUUGGUUUAUCAGAAUGUUUUUAGAUUUUUACUGUUAUCAGUGUUCACUCAUAUCAAAUCUAAAAUAUUCAUGAAAUGUAGAUAUGAUAAUGUUUACUUAGUUCUUAGUCUUCUGUAUUUGUUUAUAUGCUUUAUCAGGAUGCAGUGAGGGGCUCAGCCAUAUGUUCUUCAUGCUUUUUGUUUUAUUGUUUCUACUGUGUUUUGUUUUUACAUAAAGAGGUCACUUGGGCUACAUUCGGUAAAAAUGAAUAAUGCUAAACUAUCAAAAUAAAGUCUGACUGAUAAAAUGAAUAAAUGAGUUUUCUAGA
Melanotaenia boesemani (Boeseman's rainbowfish) is the source of this 4856-nucleotide messenger RNA. RefSeq names its product hemicentin-1-like. The coding region runs from base 161 to 2584 and encodes 807 amino acids. NCBI's taxonomy places the organism in Eukaryota, Metazoa, Chordata, Actinopteri, Atheriniformes, Melanotaeniidae. The record is from RefSeq and is a predicted model, not a curated record. Gene Ontology annotation, biological process: cell-cell adhesion. Gene Ontology annotation, cellular component: membrane. The transcript is spliced from 11 exons. Gene Ontology annotation, molecular function: integrin binding.